AUGGCAAACAACCCUGCCAACGACCUUAACUCUAGAUUAGAAGAAGGAACACCACUCAAGAACACAGAUGCCACACCAACCUCCCCAAAGAACACAAACAAACCCAAGGAAGACAAACAACCUCAAAACACAGAAAUCUUAGAUGCCAUCCGUAACCAGCAGGAUCGCCUCAAACAACUCGUACAAGAGGCCAAACAUCAGCAAGAGGCCGAGAAAGACCUCCAGAGAGAAACAAGACAACGUCGAGAGCUGGAGGACAAGCCCUUAAAGCUCGAAGCCGACCUUAAAACUAAGACCAUUCUAUCCAGCCGCGAAGAUAGCCCUCACAAGGACCAAGACCCGUUCACAAAGGAGAUCAUGAAAGCUAAAGUCCCAAAAGACUUCAAAGCCCCCAACAUGACCCCGUAUGAUGGUACGUUUGAUCCGAGUCAUCAUCUCAACAAUUUUAGAAGUCGGAUAUAUCUCACGGAUGCCUCAGAUGCUAUCCGUUGCAAGGCCUUCCCGACCACCUUGACCAAGACAGCAAUAAAGUGGUUCGAUAGCUUGUCGCCAAGGUCGAUAACAAGCUUCGAUGACCUCGCCAAGAAAUUCUUAGCUAGAUUCUCCAUCCAGAAAGACAAAGCCAAGCACGCUCUAAGCCUGCUAGGGAUUAAGCAAAGAGAUCGGAAAAGCCUCUGUAGUUACAUGGAGAGAUUCAAUAAAGCGUGCCUGGACAUACAAAAUCUUCCAACAGAAGCAGCCAUCAUGGAUCUCAUCAAUGGUCUACGAGAAGGACCCUUUAGUCACUCCAUAUCCAAAAAGCAACCAACAUCUCUCAACGAGGUUCAAGAACGGGAGGAAAAAUACAUUAAUACGGAGGAGAACUCCCGAUUAGGAGAAACCUCAAAGACCGGAUUCUCCUACCCACAUCGGGACAAGGAUAAAGAGUCCAGGAAGAAAGAAGACCAACCCAUUGAGAAACACAGAAAGUACCACAACUACACCCCUCUUCGGGUGUCUCUUGUGGGCAUUUACCGGGAGAUAUGCAACACUGAGAAGAUCCCACCGCCUUGCCCGAUUAAACACAAGAGAGGAGGAAGUCAGACAGAGUAUUGCAAAUACCACCAAAUCUACGGGCAUUCUACCAAUGAGUGCUACGACCUAAAGAAUGUCAUAGAAAAAUUGGCACGAGAAGGGUGA
This is a messenger RNA of Arachis duranensis, 1179 nucleotides long. RefSeq lists its product as uncharacterized. The record is from RefSeq and is a predicted model, not a curated record. Lineage: Eukaryota; Viridiplantae; Streptophyta; Magnoliopsida; Fabales; Fabaceae. The transcript has a single exon. The coding region runs from base 1 to 1179 and encodes 392 amino acids.